AUGAUCGAAAAUUGGAAGGGUCAAGGACUCCUGCUUGUUCAUAAUUUUGGUUCAGAAAACCUUUAUAGAUUAAGAGGUCUUACCACAAGACACGGAGAACAGGAGUUCCAAGCUAACCCUGAGAACAGACAGGACAGAAAUUCAUCUCCCCAGCCCCGACCCCAACCCCAACCCGAAGCCCUCGACCUCUGCCCCCAUCUCCUUCUCCUCCACCUCCGCCUCCAUCUCCCCUGCCUUUCUCCUUUGCCCCCAUUUUUUUGUCCCCUACCAGAGCAGGAUCUCGGCGAUCGCAUCGCCUGCAAGAACGUGGCUGUGUCGUCCUCCUCCACUCCGUCGUCUUCGGUUCCGAUCUGUUCUCCCGACCCUCCUCCGCUCCUACGUCUCCCCUUCUUCCCUAGGGAAGGACAGAGAAAUAAUCGUCAUACUGAAGCUAUUGACGCUAGUUUACAAAUUGAUGGCGAGAUGUUGCGUAACUUCUAUGUUUGUGCUGAACUCAUCCACAUGUACGGUGGUCUGGGCUGCAUAGACUCUGCUCGCCAAGUAUUUGACGAAAUGUCUGAAAGAAACGAGGUGGUUUGGUCUUUGAUGAUUUCCAAAUACAUCCAUAAUGGAUAUGAUGGGGAGGCUAUGAGUUUGUUUUCUCGGAUGCGAUAUGAGGAAUUCUCUUUUAAUUCAUUCAUCAUGGUCAGCCUGAUUGGAUCUUCAGCUCGCCUUAUCGAUUUGAGUCUUGGUUCUUGCAUCCAUGGUUGCGUUAUAAAAAAGUGGUUUGGCAGGUGAUUCUUUCGUAAGGACCUCUUUGGUGGACAUGUAUGUGAAAUGUGGAUGUAUUAAUGGCUCUCAUCGAGCUCUUGGGGAAGUUCUUGAACCUAAUAUAGCUACAUGGAAUUCCAUUAUCUCUGGGUCAGUGAAUCGUUGCUUGUUUGGUGAUGUUGUGCGAUUGUUUAAGGAAGUCCAAUUGUUGGAUUUGAGACCUAAUUUAGUGACAAUGUUGAGUCUGAUCUCUGCUUGUGC
Molecule: messenger RNA, 1011 nt
Organism: Nymphaea colorata (pocket water lily)
Lineage: Eukaryota; Viridiplantae; Streptophyta; Magnoliopsida; Nymphaeales; Nymphaeaceae
Product: pentatricopeptide repeat-containing protein At3g56550-like
Exons: 2
Coding region: 1-777 (258 amino acids)
Biological process (GO): RNA modification
Molecular function (GO): protein binding; RNA binding
Source: RefSeq, a predicted model, not a curated record